Molecule: messenger RNA, 1913 nt
Organism: Diospyros lotus (date-plum)
Lineage: Eukaryota; Viridiplantae; Streptophyta; Magnoliopsida; Ericales; Ebenaceae
Exons: 19
Coding region: 241-1653 (470 amino acids)
Biological process (GO): dGTP catabolic process
Cellular component (GO): nucleus
Molecular function (GO): dGTPase activity
Source: RefSeq, a predicted model, not a curated record
GUGGAGCGUUGUCUCCACGCGCUUCCCGCUGCCAGUGGGUUAUGCUACUGCUUCUUUGGCGGCAUACUUCACCGUCACUUCAGCAAUUCUUUAUAACACACACGGAACCCCCUUCCCUCGUCCACUCACACAAGCUGUACCCGUCACCUCUCUCCCUCUCUCCUGUUUUCUUGGAUUCGAAUAGGUUGAAAACCCUAACUCUCUCUGCUACUGAGCGUGUUUCGCGUAAGUGAGUGAAGAAUGGGAGCUUCAUACAACGAGGACUUCCCGAGCUCGAGCUACGCUGCAUUAACGGAGGAUCGGCGGCUCUUGAAGCUUAUCCACGAUAACGUGCACGGCAACAUCUCACUCGAUCCACUCUCUCUGAAGUUCAUUGAUACAGAACAGUUUCAGAGACUUCGUGAUUUAAAGCAACUUGGUGUAACACCCAUGGUCUAUCCUGGGGCUGUACAUUCCCGGUUCGAGCAUUCACUUGGGGUAUACUGCUUGGCUGGUGAAACUAUUAAUAGAAUCACGAACUACCAAGGCUUGGAGCUUGGGAUUGAUCAUUUUGACAUACAGACAGUCAAACUUGCAGGAUUACUGCACGAUGUGGGCCAUGGACCAUUUAGCCACAUGUUUGAGAGCGAGGUUCUGCCCAGGGUUCUCAAUGGCUCUACAUGGUCUCAUGAGGAAAUGUCUCUGAAGAUGAUAGACUACAUGGUUGACAUGCAUAACAUUGACAUUGAUCCUGAAUGUCAGAAGAAAGUGAAGGAAAUGAUAGUUGCUAGCUGCAAAAAUGCUCCACCAAAAAAUCUGAAAGAGAAGUGCUUCUUAUAUGAUAUUGUUGCAAAUGGUCGAAAUGGAAUAGAUGUAGACAAAUUUGAUUACAUUGUCCGUGACUGUCGUGCCUGUGGACUAAGUUGCAAUUUCCAGUUUCAGAGGCUACUGGAAAAUAUGCGAGUUAUAGGUGGUGAAAUAUGUUACCGAGCAAAGGAAUAUCUCACCAUCUACAAGUUAUUCACCACUCGAGCUGAUCUGCAUCGGACAGUCUAUAUGCAUGCUAAAGUAAAGGCAAUAGAACUCAUGAUUGCGGAUGCCCUCAUAAAAGCAAAUGAUUAUCUUCAAAUUGCAUCCAGCAUUCAGGAUCCGGCUGCUUACUGGAAGUUGGAUGACUCAAUAAUAAAGACCAUUGAAAUUUCUUCCGAGCAAGAGCUUAAGGAAUCUAGGGAUCUGAUCCUGCGGAUCCGGAGGAGGGAUCUGUACCAGUACUGCAACGAGUUUACUGUUCCCAAGGACAAGCUCGAGCACUUCAAAAAUGUUACUCCCCAAGAUAUAAUUUGUUCCCAGAGAACCGGUGGUGUCACGCUGAGAGAGGAAGAUAUAGCUGUUAGUAAUGUCAAGAUUGAUUUGACAUGCGGAAGGAAUAAUCCUCUUGAAAGGAUCAACUUUUUCAAGGACUACGACAGCGACGAGAAAUUCCCCAUACGGGACGAGAGCAUCAGUCACUUGCUGCCUGCAUACUAUCAGGAUAUGAUCGUGAGGGUUUACUCUAAGAAGCCUGAGUUGGUGGAAGCAGUUUCUGAGGCAUUUGAGAACUUUCAAAUGAGGACAUAUGGCAUGAAAGCCCAAGUACACGCAACUCCUGAGAAAAAGAAACGACGCCCAAGGUGAUGUCAUUUCUUCUUCAAGUACACUCCUGCCGAUAUUUUUUGCCACACCUUUGGGCUGGAAAUUGUAUGUAUUCCCCAUAUGUGAUGUGAUUACCCAAGAGCACUUUCUGUAAGUGAACCCACAUAUUAAGAUGCCCCCAGCAGCAGACACGGAUAACACUCUCCUAUGAUGUAAGUAUCGCCUAUAUUUGAUAUUGUUCACGUGAUAUUGACCAAAUAUAUGAACGUCAUUAAAGACGCCCCCCCACCCUCUUGCUGUCU